Messenger RNA from Neoarius graeffei (lesser salmon catfish), 1071 nucleotides. RefSeq lists its product as uncharacterized. The transcript is spliced from 7 exons. NCBI's taxonomy places the organism in Eukaryota, Metazoa, Chordata, Actinopteri, Siluriformes, Ariidae. Gene Ontology annotation, molecular function: DNA binding. The record is from RefSeq and is a predicted model, not a curated record. The coding region runs from base 59 to 1018 and encodes 319 amino acids.
UUGCCUACCAGUUAUGUGUUGGACAUGGCUGAUUUCAUACAUUAUAAUAAUAUUGUAGAUGCUUCUAUUUUGUCACCUGGUAAUUGAAGAGUAUUGUUCUCAAAUGUUACAUUACAUUAUGUUUUGUAUCAUAGGUAAAGAUAAGGCUAUGGAAGCCAAGCGUACCGAACAAGUUAAGAAUUACGAGGCUGCCAUGGAAGUUGGUAGGAAGAAUGGAAAAAGUUUGCGGUGUGCAAAUAAAAGGAUGGCUGAUGAAUUGUCAGAAAGUGAAAGCACUUCUUCAGAUGCCAAUGAGAAGAGAAAAGUCAAGAGAAAGAAGGUUAGUGAUGAAGAAAUCCUAAUUUCAACAUCAGCAAUAGAAGACACUGGCAGUUCUGAAGAAAACGGUUGCCAAGGCUGCAAAAAAUUGCCAAAGCUUAAAGAAAAAUACAAGUUGGCAAAAGAAAAAAUAAACAGAUUAGAAGCUGAGAUUGAGCACUACAAGCAAGUUACAGAUGCAAGAUCUCUAGUAGACAACCUUAAAAUGCUCAUUAGGGAAAGUAAAACAAAAGAGGUUGGCCAAGCAGAGUCACAGAACCCAAAUAUAGGACUUAGGCCGAUAACUGCACCGGUAACUCCUACCUCUGCAAUUGAAAAAGAAGGAACGAAGCAAUUAGAUGUAAAUGAUGGCCUACCAGCCACCCCUGGCAGAGUCAAAGAAACCACAAAGGUUGACAUUGGACGAGGUGUGCUGGUUGAGAAAACUAGCCUGAUGGCUUUGUCAUCAGUGAAGUCGGGUUCAACAUAUGCCAGAAGACUAUUAAAGACCAUUUUUACCGAUGCAGAGCUUGUUGGGAAAAGUCUGACAGGCAGAAAAUCAAAUGCCUUUAAAGACCAGGAUCAGAAGCCUGCCCUUGACCCAACUAAAGUGGAGGCAGUUGUUGAUCUUGCAUGCCGUAAAUUUGGAUGCCCUCCAGCAACUAUAAAGAUGUCUCUUGCCAACAAGCUAAAGGAAAUAACAAAAAAGGCAGCAAACUAGCUUACAUGUACUAGUAGGAUAAAACUAAUAAAUUUCAAUACUUUCAGCAAGAA